Molecule: messenger RNA, 4716 nt
Organism: Phasianus colchicus (ring-necked pheasant)
Lineage: Eukaryota; Metazoa; Chordata; Aves; Galliformes; Phasianidae
Product: disintegrin and metalloproteinase domain-containing protein 18-like
Biological process (GO): proteolysis; binding of sperm to zona pellucida; cell adhesion
Cellular component (GO): plasma membrane
Molecular function (GO): metalloendopeptidase activity
Source: RefSeq, a predicted model, not a curated record
GGGGGGGGGACACGGAGGGGCCGUUACGGUGGGGCCGUUAUCGGAGGUAUCGCACUAUGGGGCUGCUCCUGGUGAUGCUCCUGGCGAUGCUGGCCGUUCUGCAUUCACAAGUGCCUCUGCACAUCACCGUUCCCCAGAGGGUGCUCUCAAACACAACUGGAGAGAUGGACACGCAGUCCUACAUCCUCUCAGUGGAAGGGCGGCCGUACACCAUUCACCUCAAGCAGCAGUUCUUUUUACCUGCUGAUUUCAGCAUUUACACAUACAAUGAGACAGGAUCGUUGCGCUCUGAUUCACCCUAUAUCAAGGGCGACUGUUACUACCAUGGCUACAUCGAGGGCAUUCCUGGCUCAGCAGUGACCCUCAGCACGUGCAUGGGGCUCAGGGGCCUUCUGCAGUUCCACAAUGCCAGCUAUGGGAUUGAGCCACUGGGCUCCUCGCCCUCCUUCCAGCACGUGGUUUAUCCUGUAGGCAGUGGGGCUGCAGCUGGGGCUCUGCUCCCACAUGGCCACCUUGGGGGUGGCAGGGAUGCUCUGGUGGCUGACAGCAGCUCUGACACGGCACAACCAGCUCUAAAACUGCUGUCAAGGCACCGCAGAGAGGUGUUGCUCCACAUCAUUCUGGAAAGGAGUUUGUACAGCCACCUGGGGGGCGACAAAUACAUCGUGACACGGAAGGUGAUUCAGCUCAUCAGCUUCCUGGACAGCAUGUUCAGCUCCCUGAAUGUGACCGUGACGUUGUCCUCCAUGGAGGUCUGGAGGUUCGGGAACAAAUUUCAGACCACAGGGGCUGGAGAAUUGGUGCUGCUGCGCUUUUUGGAUUGGAGGAGGAAGGCUAGCCUGCGGCCCUACGAAGUGCCCUUCCUGCUGAUGUACCGGGUCCAGGCUGACUUUCUGGGUGCGAUCUCUCCAGGCACGCUGUGCCGCAGUGAUGCAUCCGGUGCUGUGGCCGUGCUGCAGCGUGCUGUGACUCUGGAAUCGUUCUCCGUCCUCCUGGCGCAGCUGCUGGGGCGCAGCAUGGGCAUGGGAUUUGAUGAUGGCCGGGGCUGCCGCUGCCCCACACAAACCUGUGUCAUGGAGUCGGCAGCACUUCGCGUCGGUGGGGCAAAGACCUUCAGCAGCUGCAGCGCUGCAGACCUGGAGCAGUUCCUGUGGCAAAACCCAAACUGCCCCUUCCUCAGGGUCCUGCAAAUGCACCCCAACUCCAAAGCCACCGUCUGCGGUAACGGCGUGGUGGAGCAAGAUGAGCAGUGCGACUGUGGUAGUGAUGUGGCGUGUGCCAAGGAUGCAUGCUGCACUACGCAGUGCAAGCUGAAACCCGGCUCGAAGUGUUCCUUGGGUCUGUGCUGUGAAAAAUGUCAGUUCAAGGCUGCCAACACUCUGUGCCGUCCCCCUGCUGAUGUUCAGUGCGAUCUGCCCGAGUUCUGCAACGGCUCCUCUGCCUCCUGCCCCCCCGACGUCUAUGUGCAGGAUGGGCACAGCUGUGAGCACAGCACCGGCUACUGCUACCAUGGGCACUGCCAGUCUGCUGAGCUGCAAUGCCAGAGGCUCUAUGGGAGAGGUGCAAAAAAUGCCCCACUGGCGUGUUAUGAAGAAAUCAACAGUCAUCAGGAUAGGUUUGGGCACUGCGGUAAUCGGCUGCUGGAUGGGUACCAGCCCUGCUCCUGGCUGAAUCUGGGCUGUGGAAAGCUCAUCUGCACGUACCCAAAUCAAGUUCCCUUCACUAGAUUAAAGGGUGCCAUCAUUUACGCUCAAGUGCAAGAACAUCUGUGCGUGUCUUUUGAUGUAAUGCAUGCACCCAAUGAGGCAGAUCCUUUCCUGGUUAAGGAUGGUACAAAAUGUGGUCCUGGAAAGGUGUGUAUGAAUGGCACGUGUCACCCACACUCCAUUCUCAACUAUGACUGCAAUGCAGAGAAAAAAUGCCAUGGGCACGGGGUGUGCAAUAACAAGAAAAACUGCCACUGCCACCCAGGCUGGAACCCACCCCACUGCAAGAUGCGGGGAUCUGCACUGGGUGGCAGCACUGACAGCGGGCAGCGGCUGCGGGAAAUGGAGAGCCAUGCCCCAAAGGUCUCUCAGAAGGAUAGGCUGAAAAACGCGCUCCUGCUGAGCUUCUGCCUCCUCAUCCCCAUCCUCAUCUGCAUCAUCAUCCUGAUCAUGAAGUGGAGCCAGCUGAUGCGGCGCUGUGCUAGGAGAGAGAUGGAAGCUGCUGACUCCGCCGAGGAAGAAACCAGCAGCAUCGGGAGCAACGAGAGCAGCGUGAGCAGCCGGAGCAGCCGUGUGAGGAUGGAGCCGGAGCCGGAGCGUCGCUCGGGGCUGUGCGCGGGGGAACCACGCGAAGUGUUUUUGCCCGAGGAGGUCCGGAUUUACACCGACGGCCGCGGCGGAGGCGCGCAGUCCGAACUCGCGCAUCUGGAGGUAACGGUGCGGCCGUGCGCUGCGCCCGACGGCCGGGAGGGGCGGACACCAAAUGCCGUCGGUUCGGUGCUCGUUCCUCGGAACCUGCAGGGAUGGGACGGGACCACACGCGGUAGUGCUCAGCUCUGCUGCCCGGCGCUGUCUGUGCUCCCUGCUGCUCCCCACACAGCGGGCACCGCGCUGAUGGUGCGGCUUCACUGCUUCCAGCGCGACUGCUUCUAUGAGGGCUACGUGGAGGGUUUCCCAGGGUCACUCGUGGCACUCAGCACCUGCUCCGGGCUCAGUGGGAUCCUGCAGCUCGCCAACACCAGCUAUGGGAUCAAGCCUCUGGAGGCUGCAUCUGGGUACCAGCACCUCGUUUAUCAGAUGGAGGGGGAGAACGUGGGCACGAAGCUGCUGGGAGGAAGCAGCUCCCUUGCCUGGGCUGCAGAGGUGUCCUUACAGCCAUGGGAUGGAGAGGUGAAGGAAGCUGUUCCUAGGUCCCCUCGGUAUCUGGAGAUGCGUGUCAUUCUGGACAAAGCUCUGUAUGACUACAUGGGAGCAGACAAAUACGUGGUGACAACGAAGAUCGUGCAGCUUUUCAGCUACGUGAACAGCAUGUUUGCUCGCCUCAACCUGACCAUAGUGCUGACUUCCCUGGAGCUCUGGACAGAAAAGGACAAGAUCCCAACCACAGGAGCUGCUGAAGAGUUACUGCAGAGAUUUCUGCAGUGGAAAAACACACAUCGUACCUCUCGGCUGCAGGACAUAACAUUCCUGUUUGUCUACAGGGAGCAGUCCCAUUCCAUGGGAGCAUCCUCUGCGAGGAAACUGUGCCUCAAGGACCGUGCUGGAGGAGUAGCUUUGUACCUUCGUGCCACAAUGCUGGAGGUGUUCUCAGUGACCGUGGCCCAGCUGCUUGGGCUCAGCCUGGGGAUGAGCUACGAGGACCCCGGGAGCUGUGGCUGUGUGGGAGCCACCUGCAUCAUGCAGAGCAGUGCAGUUCACUCAGCUGGCACCAAAGCCUUCAGCAACUGCAGCAUAAGAGACUUUGAGCUUUUUCUCACUUCUGGAGAAGGGCAGUGCCUCCUGAACAGGCCACUUGUGAACGUGUCCUACAAAGCUCCUGUGUGUGGCAACAAAGUGGUGGAGCCGGGAGAGGCUUGUGAUUGCGGGUCGGCAGAGGAGUGCCGGCGUGAUCCGUGCUGCACUGUGGGCUGUAAGACAAGGAAAGGGGUGCAGUGCCUGUCGGGGCCGUGCUGCUCCAGGUGCAGGUUUAUGAAAAAAGGCACCCUGUGCAGAACUAGCUCUGAGGAUGAAUGCGAGCUGAAGGAGUAUUGCAAUGGCACCUCUGGGGCGUGCGCACCCAACCUGUGGGUCAUGGAUGGGCAUCCCUGCAAGCAGAACACUGCCUUCUGCUACAGGGGGGUGUGCCAGACCGCCGACAAGCAGUGCCAGGAGAUUUUUGGCAAAGAUGCCAAAAACGGACCCUUGGCCUGCUAUGAGGAAGUCAAUGGCCAAAGGGACAGAAUGGGGCACUGCGGCUCUGAUCACAGUGGUUAUCACAGCUGUGCCUGGAGUGAUCUCCGCUGCGGGAAGCUCAUCUGUGAGUACCUGGGCACUGUGCCCUUCACCAAGGAGAGGGCUGCCGUGGUUUACGUGCGGUUGCAGAACGUGCUGUGUGUCACACUGGACUACCUGCAGCCUCGCACAGAGAGGGACCCCAUGUUGGUGAGGGAUGGCAGCGUUUGUGACGACCAUAAGGUCUGCAUGGAACAGAAGUGUGUGUCUGCUGCUGCCUUGAACUACAGUUGUGACAUAAAGAGAAAAUGCCACGAUCACGGUGUGUGUGACAGCAAAGGGGAUUGCCAUUGUGAUGUUGGCUGGAAGCCCCCGGAUUGCCGGGAGAAAGCAGAGUCACAGGGAGGGAGCAGUGAGAGUGGUGACCCCUGGAACAAGAGCUCGCUGAAGACAUGGCAGCUUCUCGCCUUGUGUCUCAGUGCGCCCAUCUUCGUUGGGCUCAUCUUCGUGGUGAUAAAGAAGCUGAGGCAGUGUCUGUCCAGAGAGCAGCCACAAGAAGAGAAGUUUGAGGAAAGCACUGACGAAGAAAGGAGCACAGCAGAUGCAUAGCAGCAUAGCUGGAAAGGCCUUUAAGGAUACUGCUGAAUUGAAGGGUGUUUGUGAUGUGAAUGGAGGCAGCAGCAGCAGCAGCAGCAGCAUGGACCCCUGGGCAGGGGGCUGGAGUCUGUCAGAGGGACAUUGAAAGGCUGUGUCCUUUGUAUUGUGUCCUUGUGUGUGUUGUUCAAUAAAAGGUGUUUCU